UUCUCUUUCUCUCCCCGCCCAAAUCCCUAUCUCCUCUUCUUCACUCUCUUCGUUAAACCCUACACAUUGUACACUCUCUCAACACCAACAAGCCUCUCCAGAGAGAGAGAGAGAGAGAGUGAGGAGAGAGAGCCAUGAACCCAUCAACUCUCUUCCCAUCACCUUCCUCUUCACACCCCACCGUCCUCUUCUCUCCUUUCACCAACCCCACCUCUCUCCGACUCACUCGCAAUCACCACAAAUUUCGAUUCCGAUACCGAAUCUCCACUGUCCGAUGCUCUUCACCUGACUCCCCAUCCCAACCAACCUCCAAUUCCAUCACCUCCGAUGUCUUCGGCGGCAAGAAGGACCUCACUGGGCUCCAAUCCCUCGUCGACGCCAUGUCGCCGCCGCUCAGGCUCGUCAGCUCGGCUCUCAUCGUCUCCGGCGCCGUCGCUGCUGGAUAUGGAUUAGGGUUUCGUUUUGGUGGGUCCCGGAACGCUGGACUGGGCGGCGCCGUCGCUCUCGGCGCUGCUGGAGCCGGAGCCGCUUAUGCUCUGAAUUCUUGCGUUCCAGAGCUUGCGGCGGUGAAUUUGCACAAUUAUGUGGCUGGUUCUGAUGAUCCAGUUGCAUUGAAGAAGGAAGAUAUUGAAGGAAUUGCAAACAAGUAUGGCGUUAGCAAACAAAAUGAGGCAUUUAAUGCAGAACUUUGUGAUUUGUAUUGCCGGUUUGUAUCUGCUGUGCUUCCUCCUGGAAGUGAAGAUCUGAAAGGCAAUGAAGUUGAAACCAUUAUCAAAUUUAAAAAUGCAUUGGGCAUUGAUGAUCCAGAUGCUGCUGCCAUGCAUGUGGAGAUUGGUAGGCGGAUUUUCAGGCAGAGGCUUGAAACUGGCGACCGUGAUGAUGACAUAGAGCAACGUCGGGCAUUUCAGAAGCUAAUUUAUGUUUCAACUCUUGUGUUUGGAGAAGCAUCAACUUUCCUUUUACCUUGGAAGCGUGUUUUUAAGGUCACUGAUGCUCAGGUUGAGGUUGCUAUUCGUGACAAUGCCCAGCGACUGUAUGCCUUCAAGCUGAAACCAAUUGGCAGAGAUGUUGAUGUGAAACAGCUUGUUAGCCUGAGAGAAGCCCAACUUCUUUAUCGACUUUCUGAUGAGCUUGCAGAAGACAUGUUUAGAGUGCAUACAAGAAAACUUGUCGAGGAAAACAUAUCAACUGCGCUCAGUAUGCUGAAGUCUAGGGCAAGAACAGUGGUAUCCAGCAGGACAGCUUCACAUGUCAUUGAAGAGCUUAAUAAGAUGCUGGCAUUCAAUAAUUUACUGAUCUCAUUGGGGAAGCAUCCUGAUGCCAGUCGCUUUGCUUGUGGGGUCGGGCCAGUGAAUUUAAUAGGUGGUGAGUAUGAUGGUGAUAGACAGAUGGAUGACUUGAAGCUCCUAUUUAGAGCAUAUGUUACAGAUGCACUAUCAAGUGGUCGCAUGGAAGAGAAUAAGCUUGCUGCAUUGAACCAAUUGAGGAAUAUAUUUGGUUUAGGUAAACGGGAGGCAGAAUCCAUUAUGCUGGAUGUUACUUCAAAAAUAUAUCGUAAACGACUUGCUCAGUCUGUAUCAAGCGGUGAUUUAGAAGCUGCUCAGAGUAAAGCAGAAUUCCUUCAAAACCUCUGCGAGGAGUUGCACUUUGAUCCACAGAAAGCUAUUGGGAUCCAUGAAGAAAUUUACCGGCAAAAGCUUCAGCAAGCUGUUGCUGAUGGAGAGCUCAGCAAGGAAGAUGUUAGAUCUCUGGAGCGGUUGCAGAUCAUGCUUUGUAUUCCUCGCGAAACUGUUGAAGCAGUUCAUGAAGAUAUCUGUGGCAGCUUGUUUGAAAAGGUUGUGAAGGAUGCAAUUGCUGCAGGAGUUGAUGGAUAUGAUCCCGAAGUAAAAGAAUCUGUGAGAAAGGCUGCCCAUGGUUUACGCUUAACCAGGGAGGUUGCCAUGUCUAUUGCUAGUAAGGCUGUCCGAAAAAUUUUCAUGACGUACGUACAACGAUCACGUGCAGCUGGGAGCCGUAUCGAGUCUGCAAAAGAACUUAAAAGGAUGAUUGCUUUCAACUCCUUGGUCGUGACUGAACUAGUCGCAGACAUAAAAGGAGAAUCAUCUGAAACUACCUCGAAAGAGGCCAUUAAGGAGGACGAUAGGCAGAUAGAUGAUGAGGAUGAGGAAUGGGAAUCCAUUCAAUCACUCAAAAAAAUAAGACCCAGCAAGGAACUUUCUGGAAAGGCAAGCCAGACCGAGAUAACUCUCAAAGAUGACCUUCCAGAAAGGGAUAGGGCGGACCUUUACAAGACGUACUUGCUAUUUUGUCUUACCGGAGAAGUCACGAGGAUCCCAUUUGGUGCACAGAUCACCACAAAGAGAGAUGACUCCGAGUAUCUUUUGUUAAACCAGCUCGGUGCAAUUUUAGGUUUGACUAACAAAGAGAUUGUGGAGGUGCAUAGGAGUUUGGCCGAGCAGGCUUUCAAGCAACAAGCCGAGGUUAUUUUAGCUGAUGGACAGUUAACAAAAGUCAGAGUCGAGCAGCUAAGCGAGUUGCAGAAGCAAGUUGGGUUACCUCCUCAGUAUGCCCAAAAAAUAAUAAAGAGCAUAACGACCACAAAAAUGGCGGCUGCCCUUGAAACUGCGGUCGCUCAGGGGAGGCUCAGUAUAAAGGAGAUAAGAGAACUUAAGGAAGCCGGUGUUGAUUUAGACAACAUGGUAUCUGAGAGCUUACGAGAGAACCUUUUUAAGAAAACCGUGGAUGAAAUUUUUUCAUCUGGCUCUGGAGAGUUUGAUGAAGAGGAAGUGUAUCAAAAAAUGCCACAAGAUCUCAACAUUAAUGCUGAAAAGACGAAAAGGGUUGUUCAUGAACUUGCACGAAGUAGGUUAUCGAAUUCAUUGAUUCAAGCUGUAGCGCUGCUAAGGCAGAGAAACCGUCCUGGAGUGGUUUCGUCUCUCAAUGACUUGCUAGCCUGUGACAAGGCGGUGCCUUCACAGCCGCUAUCAUGGGAAGUGCCGGAGGAGCUUGCUGAUCUCUUUGUUAUAUACAUGAAGAGCGAUCCUGCACCUGAAAAAUUGUCCCGAUUGACGUCAUGAAUUCUCAAAUCAAUGCUGAACAUAGGCGAUUCGAUGGCAGAAGCUCUGCGUGGUUCGGGAGAUAGACUGACUGAUGGAGCGGAGGAGGAAGAGUUUGUAUUUUAAGUGUGUAAUCAGAUGUGUGUUAGGCAAGGCGAAAGAGUUGUGUGACUCCAUUUGGCGGAGUUAUAUGUAUUUGCUAUGUGUGUUUUUGAAAUUGAAUUUUGUCAUUAGAUUAGAAACAAAAGGAAUGAGGCGAUAAUAUUAAGCUCCAACGUGAUUUUAUUAGUUAUUGGAAA
Camellia sinensis is the source of this 3355-nucleotide messenger RNA. The record is from RefSeq and is a predicted model, not a curated record. NCBI's taxonomy places the organism in Eukaryota, Viridiplantae, Streptophyta, Magnoliopsida, Ericales, Theaceae.